Messenger RNA from Paramormyrops kingsleyae, 3674 nucleotides. RefSeq names its product HAUS augmin-like complex, subunit 3 (gene haus3). The record is from RefSeq and is a predicted model, not a curated record. Lineage: Eukaryota; Metazoa; Chordata; Actinopteri; Osteoglossiformes; Mormyridae. Gene Ontology annotation, biological process: microtubule organizing center organization; spindle assembly. Gene Ontology annotation, cellular component: HAUS complex; microtubule organizing center; mitotic spindle.
AAUAACGGUAAAAGAGCAACUGCAAUACACACGUAUAUAAAAUCAAACGUUUUGUAAUUUUAGACAAAAAUGUUUUAACCGAAUGUCUGUCCUAAGUAAGCGGUCACUAUGGAGCCGUUCGCAGUUAGCGCUUUAGCAAACAAUUUGUGAAGACAGGCGAAACCGAGGGUACAGACAACAGGAUUGAUAUUCGUUUAGGAUAUAAUAUUUCUAUGGCAGGAAAUUAUAUGUGUGGAAAUGUAUGUAUAUACGUCAGUUACAUUUCUGAAGUGAAGGCGCUUUGUGGGGUACUCGCUUUUUGAUAUUGCGCGCCAUUUCCGAAUAGCCAAUUAGAUCGUCCGUAACGGAUCACGUGGCGGAGCUCUUCUUGUGCAGAUAUCUUUCAAAAAUAACAGAUGUAUAUUAAAACUUGACUUCUACAUUAGAUUUCAAUUACGUGUUUAUGUAGGUAGUACUGUGCUACAUGCUUCUUUCGUGUUUAUACCGCUGCUGUAAACGGGGAAUUAAACUACAACGCCCAUUGCAUGCAGGGGAAAAUAUUUCAUUGUCCACUUCUUUUUUUUUUUUUUUUUAAACAGAGCUGUCCUUUUAAUCUGACUUUUUAUUUCCUUUUCUGUUGUUGCUUAUCUUAAUUUCAUGACAAUUGUUGGACUGUUCAGAUACCUGUGUGCUUUAAUAAGAUCUGUAUGAACUGGACUGGUACUCUCUCCCAGUUCUGGAAGUUCUGACAUGCUUGACGGUGCUCAGUUUGUGGAGGCCGUCACGCGGCUGGGUUACCCUGGCGCCGCAGCCUUCAAGGGCGAGGACUUUGACUGGCUCUUUGACGUUGCGGAGCUCCGGCAGUUCCUGCAUUUCUUCUGUGGUAGCAUCACGUCGAGCCAUGUGCUUGCCCCGGAUGAGGUGCGGGCGUUCCAGGCCCUGCGUGAGGCAGGGAAGCCCAUCCUGGAUGAAGCAGCACUGGCAGAGGCGUUGAAGGCAUGCCAGACAGCCCCGUCACGGGACCCCGGAAGUCUGGCGACCUGGCUGGAGGAGGCAGAUGUGACCCAACUGGAAGAGGAGCUUCAGGCCCUACGGCAGGAGAAGAAGCUGAAGCUGAGGCGGCACCGCAAGCUGCAGGUCCUGGCUGCCUCACGUGCAGACGUCGCCCUGCGCCUGGCCGGCCGGCAGGAGGAGAGCUCUCACAGGCUGAAGGACACAGUGGCCACUCUGGGUGCUGAAAAUGCAGAGACAAACUCGGCACUACAGGCGCUCUCACAGGAGGUGAAGAGGCUGGCCACCUUCCUUCCCACUGAUUUGGAGGACCCCGCUGGUCCCCCUGCCUCCCUGGCCCCUGGGCCCUCGGUUUUCCUCUCCCAGCUCUCCCUGGAGUCGUACCUCCAGCAGGAGGAGGCCAAUACAAAAACCCUGGCCCUUCUCGCACGAAAGCAAUUCUACCCGGGGAUUUUCAAUAUGGUGGAGGCCUCGAAUGCCGAGAACUUCCAGCUGCUGGACUUCAGCAGCUGCUCAGGAGAGAGGGAUGGAGGCGCCGUGGCGGCCUACCACUCAGAGAUGACGCGGCUGCAGUGGGCCCACGUGGUGGCACAGCACGGGCUUCUCCAGAGCCGCGCUGAGGAGCACGCAAUCAGUGCUGGCCUGCAGUGGAUCGCAGAGCGUGUGUGUGGCAAAGCACAGACUCAGACGCGGGCCUCCAUGGCUGGCCUCCAGGCCUGUGAAGCGGAGCUCAGACAGCAGCUAGGGACCCUGGAGGCCGAGCUGGAGGCCCUGACCCACGGCCGCACGCCGGAGGCCCUGCGAGCAAGCGCCCUGCUGCUCAGCGUGCCCGUGGUGCGCGGGGAUUUCGACCUGCAGCUGGCGCGCCAGGACUACUACACGUCGCGGCAGGAUGGGCUGUGCAGCGUCCUCCUGCGGCAGAAGGCCUCCCUGGAGCUGCUGCAGCUGGCCCACGAGUUGGAGCUGCGCCGGGGGCGGCUGCUGUGCCGGCAGCUGGGAGAAGCGGCCCAGAAGCUGGAGGCAGCGCACACCACCUCGGCCCGGCGCCUCCAGGUCUACGCACAGCCUGAACUCGGCCUCGCACCCAGGCCCUGCUCCAUUAUCACUGCCAAGGACGCUGCCUUCAGCAGGCUCUACAAGGCCUUGGAGGUCGAUGGGGGGUCUGAACAGGACCAGCCCUUUCGCACCUACGAGGGGCUGGCACAGGCCUCGCUGCGCCUACAGGAGGCGCUGUGCUCGGCCCAGGAGGCUCUGGCCGCUGCUGCCCGGGGGCAGGCCUUGGGCGCCGCCCGUCUGGAGGGCGACUGCGACACGCUCCGUGGGGCCACGUACUGCCGGCUGCAGCAGCCAGUGCUGAAGCCGCAGGUAUGUGUCCCGGCCACUCAGGAGCUCUGCCCUAAUACACAGGAGCUGAAGGAGGCGCUACAGCAGCUGGAGUCGCAGCUCGACGGCCUCAACAAGCUGUUGAAAGAGAUCCUGGUGGACAUCCGUGGCAAGAAGGACCAGCUGGAGCGCAGCUCCAUCUUGCGGCGGGAGCGGGACCUGUAUGUCACCUUCCAUUUGGACCCCAAGCAGCUGAGGAAGACCGUAGAGGAGCUGGAGAGUCUUAUGGUCCGGCCCAGGAUCCGCCCGUAGACAGCCAUGGCGUGAUGCCUCCGGCUGUGCUGCAUGUGAGAUUGCAGGGACUUCAUUUGGGAAGCAGCCUUUGACAGAGAAGUCCAGAGACUUCGCUCACUUGGCUGUUUGCCAUCAGCCAUGGGCUCUGCUCUGCCUAUUUGUGUGAACAUGUGACUUUUUCUCGCUGAUCACAGCUGGGCUGCUUUAGAAGGCAGCAGCCUUCAGAAUACAUUUACCUCCAGGCCAUUUUUUACACGUCCAGAAGCUGCCUUCUUCAAAUGGUUAACCCUGCUUUUGGUCAUCCAUUAAGCUGACAUGUUAACCAUGGUCUGAGUUUUAGAAGAAACUUGGAAAGGCUUUGAUUUCUGCUAAUACUUUGGCUGUAUGCCUUUGUUUUAUUCUUGCUAAUGGCAUGGCUUCGAUCAAAAAUAAAUUAGUGUGUCCUCAUUAUUAAUGUGGUUGUGUUCACUUGUAUUUAUAAAAUGUAUGUGUACUGCGCAUGUCGUUUAUACUUAAACCUGCUUUGUAACAUUGUUACAUUUUACUUUAAUGUACUGUGGUGUUUUUUCUUGUUUUGUUUUGUUUUUUUUGUGGUUUUGAUAAACUUUAUUAAUCCCUCGGGAUGGUUCCUCUGGGAAAUUCAGUUUCUAGCAGCAACAAUACACCAGCAUAAUAGUACAGUUACACAAUAAUAAAGUAAUAAGUAAUAGAGUAAUAAAUAGUGGUAGGAUGAUGGUAAUAAUUAUUGAACGGGUCAAUUGCACAGUCAUGGUCUAUUGUAAGGUUAGUAAAAAGUCCUUCAGUCUCCCCUCCUGUUCCCCAUGGCUGUGCAUGUGUGUAUUUUAACAUUUAGUUUUUCUUAAACUAUAAUUAUUCAUAUUUUUUUAUUUUCAUUGCAUUGUAAUACAUGUAAUGUUUUUAGCAUAGUUUUAAUGAGAGGAGGAGAAGCGAUACCUGGUUGUACACUUGUGUUAGCUGUCAUACAGUGACUGGAUGGAAAGGAGGGUAGCUGUCAGCACGUGACUCUGGUAUCGGGAGUAAAUGUAAAGAUACCACGUGUAUCUUCA